Molecule: messenger RNA, 1465 nt
Organism: Cajanus cajan (pigeon pea)
Lineage: Eukaryota; Viridiplantae; Streptophyta; Magnoliopsida; Fabales; Fabaceae
Gene: FIP1
Product: FH interacting protein 1
Source: RefSeq, a predicted model, not a curated record
GUAACGACGAUUUGCCGUCACAAGUCAAAGACUAGAGUCACUCGUGACCACUGACCACCAUCUUCAAAUGUAUACAGGCCCUUUUAAUAUUGGGCCUAUCUUUACCACAAGCCCACUAUCAGGAGUGAGCAUCGGGCCCUGUAAUUUCAGCCCACCCCAAGUGAAAGAAGACGAAAAUACAACGGGCAGAUCCAGAAAGUGCAUUGAAAUCUGAAGGAGUUGACGGUUUCGCAGAAAUUGACGUUUGAAUAGAAGUUGCACGCACGUUUCUUCUGCUCUUACUCCGAUCCCCAAGCAACGAAACAAAACCUAAGCCAACACCAUGAGCGGUGACGCCCAACCCCAAACCACCGACACCAAACCAGACCAAACCCAAAACACCAACAUCAAACAUGAAGAACCUCAAGCCCAGGCUCAGGCUCAAGCUCAGGCUCAGCCUCCGCCUCAGUCUCACUCCACUGAUUUUGCUCCAUACCCUAAACUGGACCCCAACGAUGUGGUGCCACCUCUGAACACUGAUUCUCGCGCCCCUAUUUCCGGCGAUGCUGCCACUACCAUGCCCAAAGACUCCAAUCCCUAUGUCACUCCUGCGCCCGUUGCCACUUCAUCUACUAAGACUACUUUAGAUUCGGUGAAAGACGUUCUCGGAAAAUGGGGGAAGAAAGCCGCCGAGGCCACCAAGAAGGCCGAGGAUCUCGCCGGCAAUAUGUGGCAGCACUUGAAAACGGGUCCGAGUUUUGCGGAUGCUGCUGUGGGGAGGAUUGCUCAGGGAACUAAGGUUCUUGCGGAAGGAGGGUAUGAGAAGAUCUUUAGGCAAACGUUUGAGACGGUUCCAGAGGAGCAGCUUCUGAAAACCUAUGCAUGCUACUUGUCCACCUCCGCUGGACCUGUCAUGGGAGUCUUGUAUUUGUCAACGGCUAAGUUGGCGUUUUGUAGUGAUAACCCGCUUUCUUACCAAGUGGGUGAACAGACUCAAUGGAGCUAUUAUAAGGUGGUGAUUCCAUUGCACCAGCUGAGAGCAGUAAACGCCUCAACAAGUAGAACCAACGCAUCUGAAAAAUAUAUACAGAUUAUCUCUGUUGACAACCAUGAAUUCUGGUUUAUGGGCUUUGUGCACUACGACAGUGCUGUUAAAAAUAUUCAAGGAGCAUUGCAGCCUCACUGACAGAGAGAGGAUCGAAAAGCUCCGUGUAUUAUUUUAUUUAUACCAAAGAUGAGGUUUGUGUUGAUAUAUCAUCCUUCACAGAAACAUUUACGUGUUUAAUCUUUAUAUGGUAGUCCCCGCUAGUCUAGUUUGUGGAGCUGUUAAAGUAUUAAAAUUGAAACUCAUUCGUGUUCAUGAUAUAUUUGUUUUACCUGUGUUGCUUUCUGAAAGUGAAAGUAAAUUGAUUUGUUGUAAGUUGAAUGGAUAUGUAAACAGUGGAUUUACAUUUUAUUAUAUUAAAUUGUCUCUGUUAUUCUUUUC